Molecule: messenger RNA, 243 nt
Organism: Symbiodinium sp. CCMP2456
Lineage: Eukaryota; Dinophyceae; Suessiales; Symbiodiniaceae
Source: the annotation of a GenBank genome assembly
AUGUCGCGGCUGCAGGGGCGCAUGGAGGUGUGCGAAAAUCCGCAGAAGCCUGCAUGGAGACGUUUGAAGGUGCCAAAGCUGCACCAUCCUCUGCGGACGUCGACGCCUCGGAUUCUCAGUGGCUACGCCAGGAGUGACAACGCCCGAAGGCGCGCCGUCCAGCUCAGGGGCACUUUCGAGGGCACAUCGCUCGUGCCGAUUUCAAGUCGCCGGUCAAGCGCAACAGAGGACUCUGGGAUAUAG